UUUCAUUUCUUCAUUUCUCUUUUUGUUUCAAACACCGGGGUGUCCAACACACUGCCCUGCCUGCUGCACACUUUCCCCUGUGACUUUGACUGCGUGAUCUACCAUGACAACUGAAUCAGGAGCAGACUCGGAGGCCAAGCAGUCGCAGGAGAACAAGGAGACGGAGAAAGCUAAAGCAGCAGCAGCCGCCGCCGAACCCGCCUCGCCUCAGAACCAGCCGGAGCAGCUUCCCGCCGCCGCCGGACACAGCACCCCGGCCAGGACAGAACAGGAGCAGGAGGAGGGGGACCAGGUAUCCCACAGGUCAUCCACCAGUCGUCUCUCCAGGUCUCCUUUGAAAGGAGUGAAGAAGACGAAGAUCAUGGAGUGUAAAGUCACCCUGCUGGAUGGCUCCGACUUCACCAUCAAUGUGGAGAAACGAGCUAGGGGCCAAGUUCUCUUUGACAAAAUAUGUGACCACCUCAAUCUACUGGAGAAGGACUACUUUGGCAUCACAUGCAGAGAUGUAGAGAAUCAGAAGAAUUGGCUGGACCCUUCCAAGGAGCUAAAGAAGCAGAUCAGGACCGGUCCCUGGAACUUUGCUUUCAACGUCAAGUUUUACCCUCCAGACCCCUCCCAGCUGACUGAGGAUAUCACAAGGUACUACCUGUGUCUGCAGCUGAGAGAUGACGUGGUUUCAGGCCGUCUGCCCUGCUCCUUUGCCACCCACACGGUGCUGGGCUCCUACACAGUGCAGUCUGAACUGGGAGACUACGACCCCGAGGAAUUAGGCAGCGACUACAUCAGCGAACUGCGCUUCGCACCCAACCAAACCAAAGAGCUGGAGGAGAAGGUCAUGGAGCUCCACAAGACCUACAAGGGGAUGACCCCAGCCGAAGCAGAGAUACACUUCCUGGAAAAUGCCAAGAAGCUGUCCAUGUUCGGCGUGGACCUCCACCACGCUAAGUUGGUAGGGAGUCUCUAUGAGUUGGCUCCAGGUGAGGGAGAGGACUCUGAGGGCGUGGAGAUCAUGUUGGGAGUUUGUUCAAGUGGCCUGCUCAUCUACAGAGACAGGUUGCGAAUCAACCGGUUCGCUUGGCCAAAAAUCCUGAAGAUCUCCUACAAGAGGAACAACUUCUACAUCAAAAUCCGGCCCGGCGAGGUGAGGCAGUUUGAGCAGUUUGAAAGCACAAUUGGUUUCAAACUUCCAAAUCAUCGUGCUGCCAAAAGGCUGUGGAAGGUCUGUGUGGAGCACCACACCUUCUUCAGGCUCAUAUCCCCCGAGUCUCAACCAAAGAAGUUCAUGAGCCUCGGCUCCAAGUUUCGCUACAGCGGCAGAACGCAGGCUCAGACCCGUAGGGCCAGCUCCAUGAUCAUCAGACCUGCUCCACUCUUCGAACGCUCCACCAGCAAGCGCUACAACAUGUCCCGCAGCUUGGAUGGAGCACCCAUCAUGGAGAACCACGAGACUCUCAUGAAGGACGGUGCCGCUGAUGGGGCAGCCAAAAUCAUGACCAAGGGAGACAUUAUCACCACGGUAACGACGGAGAAAAAGGCAGAGGAAGAGAAGGCGGAGCAGGAGGACGCUCAGAUGGCUGGUGUUGAUACGCAGGACCUGACCGCAACUACACCGCUCAGACAUGACACAAAGUGCUCCUCCCAUAUGUACACAACCGACCCCCUCCGCUCCGAGCUCUCACUCCCCUCAUCUCCCGUUUCAUCACCUAAAGUACGGCGGAGGCGCAGGGAGAACACGCGUAAACGGGCCUCGUCAGUCAGUCCAGCCAAGAGCUCCGCUGGGUGCCGCCGCCGGCAAGCCCUCGACGACCGCAAGGCCGCCCUGCUGGACGAGCAGGUGCUGCUGCUCUCGGCCCGCAAGCAGCGGCUGGAGCAGGGCAAGAGCCGCGGCGGCACACUCUUCUCCUUCUCCCUGCACCUGCCCGAUCUGUCCACCUUGCUGGACGAGGACGGCUACCUCUCCUUUCCCGAUCUGUCCGAGAUGCGCUUCCUCCCCAUGUGCGCGCAGAACUUCCUGCCUAUUAGGUCACCGUCACUCAUCCCCUGCUUCCUCUUCAUCUUCUUCUUCCUGCUCUCCACCUCCUUCUCAGUGCCCUAUGCCCUCACCCUCUCUUUCCCCCUGGCGCUGUGCCUCUGCUACCUGGAGCCCAAGGCAGCCUCCCUGACCGCAUCCAUAGCCCAGGGCUACCAUGACCAUGACAGUUCAGAGGAAGAGGAGACUGACAGUGAGCAAACUGACUUUGCCUUUGAUGGAGAGAUGACCGCCACAGAGUCGGAUGCAGAUGACGACUCUGAGAUGCGGACUCAGUAUAGUUUCAUAAGACGAGUAAAAGGAGAAAAUGUUUUUAUCAAGCAUAGUAAUCUGAUGCUAGAGGACACCUCGCCUCCGGAAGAGAUGGUCAAGCACCAGACCAACAUCAGCGAACUUAAGCGCUCCUUCCUGGAGACGGGCGAAAGCACUCCGGGCCUGACCGAGUGGGAGAAGAGACUCUCCUCGUCCCCUGCGCGCUCACCCAGAGGGGACGAAGCGCCGAUGAUAGAGCCGCUGGAGCUGCAGGAUGAGCAGCCUGCAGAAGAAGAGACAAAGGAGGAGGUAGAAGCCAAAGCCACUGAGGCGGCAGGAUAUGUGGUGGAUAGUAUGGCAACAGAUAUGGCCUCCUCUGGGCCACACGGGAUUAGUCUGUCAAACACUAUGGACGACGACGUCUUCAUGGACGGGAGCCUCAGGGAGGUGGACGAGGUGUCAGAGAGGCCUGAGAUUAAGGUCAGCCCCGGAGCUGUCCGUCAGGAAGUGUUCCAGGCCAUCAGUGACAAGAAAGGGACGCUCAUUAUCUUGAAGGAGGCUGACGAUAAAGGAGACGCAGAGGGCAAAGAGACAAGUGCUGCGGGUGAAGAAGAGGAGCCUGGAGGGGCCGAAACUGAAGAGAACGAAAUGCUGUCUGCCUCCAAAGAGAAAGAAUCUAUUAAAGAAGACACUUCGGUUGUUAUAGAAGCCAAAACCACUGUAGUCAAGAUGCAGAGUCCGAAGAUGGAGAUAAAAACUGAUGACAUGACCCAGAUUAAAGGUGUCGACUCGCCUAAAAAGGCCAUGGCGUCGUGGAUAUCUGAGGAGGUGAAGACCGAGGCUUCCGAGGUCAUCAGUGUGUCGACAAAGGAAGUAGAACAGACGGAGACUACUGAUGCCCUGCAGCAGAAAGAAGAGAUCUUCAUCUUCGAAGAGGUCCAAACAGAGCAGUCAAAGACCAGCCUGUCUCCGAUUACCGUUUCUGAACCCUCAACUUCAACCUUAGCAGUGUCUACGCUGGGAUGGUUUUCCUCCUCUGAAAAGAGAUCCGCUGAACCAGAGGAGAAGAUGGUGGUUGCCACGGAGACGGAGGCAGCACCGGCCGAGUCAACAGGGCCAACGGGUCUUGAUGUCGUCGAGGUGGGAACCAAAGAGGUGCCUGUAGUCCACACAGAGACAAAAACUAUCACCUAUGAGUCUGCAGAGGUUGAGACUAAUGGUGACGUAGACCCCGGGGUGUUACUAAGUGCUCAGACAAUCACCUCGGAAACCAGCAGCACCACGACAACCACACACAUCACAAAGAUGGUGAAAGGAGGAAUAUCAGAGACCAGAAUUGAGAAGAGGAUCGUCAUCACAGGAGACACAGACAUCGACCACGAUCAGGCUCUGGCUCAGGCCAUAAAGGAGGCUAAAGAACAGCAUCCUGACAUGUCAGUGACCAAAGUAGUGGUACAUAAAGAGACAGAGAUCACGCCAGAGGGGGAGGACUGACCCAGGAGUAACACUGAGGGGCUGUUUUCUGUUCAACUUCUCAAACUCCAACAUCCAGAACACCACAUAUUACUCCAGGACUCUCAGAAGACUAGAAAAGGCUCCUACUCUCCUAAUGCUGCAGCCCGCCGCUAGUCGCAGCCAUCACCUGCAAAUUAAAUAAAUGCAUCUUGCAUGAGAAGGGCGCAAUGUUGCAUUAUCAUACAAAUGGCAAGAUUAUACUGAAAAACGUACGAUUUUAAGUGGUUCUCGAUCCCACCUGCACGCCGAAUCUCACUCACUCUUUCUCUUUGUGUGUCUGUGUCUCUCUCUCUCUCUGUGUGUGUGUGUGUGUGUGUGUGUGUGUGUGUGUGUGUGUGUGUGUGUGUGUGUGUGUGUGUGUGUGUGUGUGUGUGUGUGUGUGUGUGUGUGUGUGUGUGUGUGUGUGUGUGUGUGUGUGUGUGUCAAGCAAACGGUUUGCUCCCACUGCCUUAUGACUUUGAUGCAUUUUUAUGAUUAUUGAGGAUAAUUAUUGUAGCAACGUUUUAUUUAUGAAAUAAAGCCAUCACUCCAGGAACCUAAAUCGCUGUAUAUGUUAGCAAGCAUACGCUAUUUAACCUUGCUGUAGAAGUGCCAACCUCAUUUGCCAGCAAGCAUUGCCUCACUUACUCCCAACAAGCCGAUGAUUUUUCCGUCUGGUAUGCCACUACUAUAGAAAUCACUACAGCCCAGUUCUGUACAUAUCGACGCUCUCCUAGGAGAAUAGCAAAUUAUCUUUCACAGUUGAUUUUUAAUUCACGUCUACUUGAAUUGCAUUUUAACUUUUUAUGAUCAUUUCAGUAUUUUAAUCGUUUUCCUCAUCGAUUUUAUUCAACCAAGAAAGGUCUGUUUUAUGGCAAAUGCCAAGGAAUCAACAUUUCUGUGCAAGAAAUUGAUUUGUAUGUGCCUGUGCGGGCUUUGAAUGUUCUCCGGUGGGUAGAUGAUCGGCUGCAGCACAAGUCCCAGGUCUGUGUGACUGUGAGGGCUCAGACUGCCAAGCUCUGCUCAAAUUAGAUGCAAAGCCAAGAGAGAUCUGUCCACCCCCCCCCCCCCCCGUCCCCUGAACAUGUCAACUAUAUGCCUCCCUCAUCUGUGUUCCAACUCUAUCUGAAUAACCGAUUAUUGUUCGUGUACAGCCAUGUUUUCAUCGAAAAUGGCGAAAUAAAAGUGGCAAAUGCAUUUGUUUUAAUUUGCUGUUUUCUUCUCAUAUAAUAAAAUGUUGACCACA
This is a messenger RNA of Anoplopoma fimbria (sablefish), 5021 nucleotides long. It is a transcript of the gene epb41l3b, whose product is annotated as erythrocyte membrane protein band 4.1-like 3b. Bases 104 to 3775 code for a protein of 1223 amino acids. NCBI's taxonomy places the organism in Eukaryota, Metazoa, Chordata, Actinopteri, Perciformes, Anoplopomatidae. Gene Ontology annotation, cellular component: plasma membrane; cytoskeleton. Gene Ontology annotation, biological process: cortical actin cytoskeleton organization. The record is from RefSeq and is a predicted model, not a curated record. The transcript is spliced from 27 exons. Gene Ontology annotation, molecular function: structural molecule activity; actin binding.